AAAAUCGACAGAAAUCAUUAAUUGUGAAAAAAAUCUCGAGUACUGUUAAUAGUAGAGUCGUUGAUAAAUCAACAAAGUUACAACUUAUUGAUAAUCUUCCAAAAAAAGAAGAGACCAAGGUAUGGUGUUUAGAUGAUUUUGAAAUGGGAGACUCUCUUGGUGAAGGACGAUUUGGUCGCGUUUAUAUGGCAAGGGAAAAGACAAGCAUGAAGGUGGUGGCCAUCAAAGUAAUAUUCAAAAAGGAGAUUCGAGAAAAUAAUAUGGUGGAACAAUUGAGACGUGAAGUGGAGAUUCAGUCACAUUUAAGACAUCCCAACAUAUUACGCUUAUAUGGAUAUUUCCACGACAAAGAUCGCGUGUUUUUGGUUUUAGAAUUUGCUGAGAAUGGAGAAUUGUAUAAACGUCUUCAAAAUUAUGGACCUUUUACAGAACGCCAAACAGCAUGUUAUAUAUCUCAGAUCGCAGUUGCUCUUAGCUACCUACAAAAGAAAAAAGUCAUUCAUCGAGAUAUGAAGCCAGAAAAUCUUUUGUUGUCAAAUAAUGAUAUAGUAAAGGUUUCUGAUUUUGGAUGGGCAAUUCAUACAUCAGGUUUAAACCAAAGACGUACGACAUUCUGUGGUACACCUGAUUACCUGGCACCUGAGAUGAUCAUCGAGAACUUAGGUUAUGAUCAAAAAAUUGAUUCAUGGGCUCUUGGGGUGCUAUGUUACGAAUUUUUAGUUGGGAAACCCCCUUUUAUGGUUGAGGAUAUAGGUGAAACUUACAAAAAAAUUGCUACAGUAGACUAUAAAAUACCAAAUCAAAUUUCUCCAGAAGCCAAAAAUUUCAUUUCAUCAUUAUUACAAUCUGAUCCUGAGAAACGCUUGCCUCUCGAUCGUAUCGCAAUUCACCCAUGGAUUUUGAAGAACAA
This is a messenger RNA of Funneliformis mosseae, 910 nucleotides long. NCBI's taxonomy places the organism in Eukaryota, Fungi, Glomeromycota, Glomeromycetes, Glomerales, Glomeraceae. The record is from the annotation of a GenBank genome assembly.